Oppia nitens is the source of this 3312-nucleotide messenger RNA. RefSeq names its product unconventional myosin-Ia-like (gene Myo95E). Gene Ontology annotation, molecular function: actin filament binding; ATP binding; microfilament motor activity. Lineage: Eukaryota; Metazoa; Arthropoda; Arachnida; Sarcoptiformes; Oppiidae. Gene Ontology annotation, cellular component: actin cytoskeleton; microvillus; myosin complex. The record is from RefSeq and is a predicted model, not a curated record. Gene Ontology annotation, biological process: actin filament organization; vesicle transport along actin filament.
AAUCGAGAAAUGUUUGGAUGACAUACAUAAUGAUGAGACACAAGGAUUGAUGUAUUUGUUACUAAUUGCAAGUUGUGGUCGUUUUUGCCUCAAUUGUGAUCGUUUGUAUAUAUAAUGUCAAUGCAAUUAUGGCAAGAAAUUCAUGGAGUCCUCUGUUUGGACCAAGAGGUCGGCCAAACUGAUAUCACUGCUAUUGAUCCGUUAACUGAAGAAACACUUAUCCAUAAUCUUUAUCAACGAUAUAUUAGCGACCAAAUAUACACAUAUAUCGGAACAAUGGUUAUUGCCGUCAAUCCACACAAAAAAUUAUCUUUUUAUUCGCCUGAAGUAAUUGCUGCCUAUCAACACCACAAUCUACUCGACUUACCGCCACAUUUAUAUGCAAUAACAGAAUAUAUGUUUCAACUGAUGAAAGAGCGAAAUCGCGAUCAAUGUAUUAUUGCAACGGGAGAGAGUGGAUCUGGAAAAACGGAGUCAUCAAAAAUAGUAUUACAAUAUCUAAUCUAUGGUUCAAGUCGUCGAAGAAAUCUUGAAUAUUUGAAGGAACAGUUGCUUUGUUUAAAUGAUAUCUUAGAAGCUUUUGGUAAUGCAGUCACAAUUCAUAAUAACAAUUCAUCGCGUUUUGGAAUGCUAUUAGAUAUUGAAUUUGACUUUAAAGGAGAUCCUAUGGGCGCAAGUAUUACUAAUUAUUUGUUGGAAAAGUCUCGUGUUGUUAAUCAAUCAGUUGGUGAAAGAAAUUUUCAUAUAUUUUAUCAAAUGCUUUAUGGAAUUGAUUUACAUCUCUUAAAAUUUUUAAAACUUCAGCGAAAUGUUGAAUGUUAUACUAUUUUUAAUGACACCCAAUCUUUCAAAUCCGAUGAUUUUGAUGAUAAAAAUAAUUUUUUUAUAACAAAAAAAGCCAUGGAAACUAUUGGAUUUACUGCCGAAGAUAUUGUUUCAAUUUUUCAAAUAAUAGCCGCUGUCCUUAAAUUAGGAAAUUUAAAAUUUAUACCCAAAGCCAACAUCGAUGGCACAGAAGGCUGUGCUUUACUCAAUGAAUACGAGCUUUACGAUGUGUGCGAACUAUUGGCCGCAGACGUGACGGCAAUGGAGACCGCAUUUACGCAACGAAUCGUUGAGUCACGACAUGAGCUUCUUGUCGCUGAUCUCUGUUCUGUCGAAGCGAGGAAAACAAGAGAUGCCUUAUGUAAAGCACUUUAUAAUCGUCUUUUUGCUUGGAUUAUAGCAAAAAUCAAUGAAUUAAUUAAAGCUAAAUUUGUUAGUAAAAGAAAUUCUGUUAGUAUUCUUGACGUUUAUGGGUUUGAAGUUUUUCAAGAAAAUUUUUACGAACAAUUUUUAAUAAAUUAUUGCAAUGAAAAGUUACACCAAAUUUAUAUUGAUCUCACGUUAAAGUUUGAACAGGAGUUAUAUAUUAAAGAAGGAAUUCAAUGGAAGAAAAUAGAAUUUUUUAAUAAUAAUGUUAUUUGUGAGUUAAUUGAAAAGAACAAUCACGGAAUACUAUAUCUAUUGGACGAGGAGUGUCACAAACCCAGUCCAGCAACCGAUGAGACGUUCCUUCAAAACUUAAGUAAUGUUUGUGAAAAUAAUCCUUACUUUGACAGUCAGGACAACCCAUACUAUGAAAGCCACGGAUGCAAAAACUUUGUAGUAGUGCCUCAUUUGAAUAUUUCUUGUGAAUCACAUAAUCCCGGAAGCGCUUCAUCACUGCCACCAUUGCCUCUUCACUGCUUUCGAGUCAGACAUUUUGCAGGAACUGUGACUUAUUCUGUAAAUGGUUUUGUUGACAAAAACAAUGAUAUAUUAUACAGAGAUUUAUCAUAUGUUAUGUUUCAAAGUGAACACCCAUUAUUGAAGAUCCUAUUCCCAGAGGGUAAUCCCUACCGAACUCAUCUAAAAAAGCCGGUCUCUAUAGCCAAUCAAUUUAAGAUAUCAAUCGGUGCGCUCACCAAAAAAAUACAAUCAAAAGACAUUCAUUUUAUAAAAUGCAUUAAACCUAAUGCCAUAAAAAUGCCACAAAUUUUUGAAACGGCAUUAGUUGAGCAUCAGAUUAGGUAUCAAUUGUUACUCGAAAUUGCAAAACUCAGAAAAACAGGAUAUUUUCAUAAAGAAGAUUAUGAAUCGUUUUUGAGAAGAUUUAAAAUGAUAUCAUCGACUACUUGGCCCAAAUGGAAAGGUAGUCCUGUUGAAGGGGUGACACUUCUGCUCAAACAAUUCCCAAUUCAUUCAUCAGAAUAUGCUUUUGGAAAGACUAAGAUUUUUAUCAAAAAUAUUAGACUGAUGAUAGAUUUAGAUGAGUAUCGCACUGAAAGACUCAAUGAAUUGGCAACUCUACUGAAAAAAGUGUGGAGGGGUUGGACUCAAAGGAGACUAUUUUUGCAAUUACUUAAGAGCCAAAAAAUUAUUGCCAAAAAUUAUAGAAUUUGGAGUAUGUUAUCUUACAUUUGAUUAAUUUACACAAAAAAUAACAAUUAAUUUAAUUUAAAGCGUAAAAGAUAUUUAUUAUGGUUAUCGAGACGAUUACCUUCUUUGUCCCCAAUAAGCCGUGAGUGGCCGUUAGCGCCGAGAUCUUUACAGACAACAAAUCAUAUUCUGCGCAAACUUUACCAUAAAUGGAGGUGCCAUAAAUAUCGAUUACGUUUCGAUCAAACGGCCCGAAACCGAAUGAGAGAGAAAGUAACGGCGAGUUUGAUAUUUCGCGACCGAAAGACUUCAUAUAAGAAGAGUGUUUGGCAUCCAUUCCGAGGCGAUUACGUCAGACUUAGACAAAGUGUUCGCUGGAAAAGGUGUUCACUUGAAUUGGGGGAUCAAUACGUCGUGUUUGCAGAUAUUGUCAAUAAAAUUACUAAAAGUGGAGGAAAAUUUGUUCAAAAGUUAUUUAUCAUAACUACAAGUGCUAUGAUAAUUAUGGAUCAGAGAACUAUGCAAUGCAAGUAUCGGAUACCUGUUCAACACAUUCAUAGAAUAUCAUUGAGUCCUUAUAUGGAUGAUAUUGUUAUCAUUCAUACUAUUUAUGAUCAGAGCGGUAUUGAUGAGAGAAAAGCCUUUUUGUUUGAGUCAACACAUGUUAUAGAAAUAGUAACGAAAUUGUUUUUAGUUAUUCAAAAUGCUUUGGGAAAACCACCAGAAAUUCAAAUUAGUAACGAAUUUGAAGCCAACUUCGGUAAAGAUAUGGUUACAUUUAUAUUUCGAUGUUUAGGACCACCAGAUAUAACUACCGGUCCCCCAAAGAUUAAUAGAAAAGGCAAUAAACUAGAGAUAACUCUAUGAAAUCGUCUGACAAUCUGUUAAUUCAAAUAAUGGCUUAAAUUUAAC